This is a messenger RNA of Sclerotinia borealis F-4128, 1266 nucleotides long. The record is from the annotation of a GenBank genome assembly. NCBI's taxonomy places the organism in Eukaryota, Fungi, Ascomycota, Leotiomycetes, Helotiales, Sclerotiniaceae.
AUGUACUUCUCCAAAGCUCUUCUACUCCUCUCCCCCAUCCUCACUUCCAUCUUCGCAUCUCCAAUCGAAGAACGAGCUACCUGGCCUUACGCUCCUUUUACUACAUCCGGGCGUUGGAUUCUCGAUUCCGCCGGCCACAAUGUCUCCUACGCCGGCGCAAAUUGGCCUGGUGCAGCAGAUACCAUGAUCCCCGAAGGUCUUCAGUAUCAAUCAAUUGCUAGUAUUGUGACCAAGAUUAAAAGUCUCGGCAUGAAUGUUAUUCGUCUUACGUAUGCCAUCCAAAUGAUUGAUGAUUAUUAUGCAAACGGACAGGUGGAUGUGCCAAUUUUGACGAGUUUUACCAAUGCCCUAGGCACAACUAAUGGUACUGCGGUGGUCAAUAAAAUUAUCAAGAAUAACCCGACGUUUACGAGUAAGACUACUAGGAUGCAGGUAUUUGAUGCUAUUGCUGCCGAGUGCCUCAAGCAGCAAAUAUAUGUUCAUCUCGAUAACCAUAUUUCGAAGGGUGAGUGGUGCUGCUCUACUGCUGAUGGAAAUGCUUGGUUUGGAGACACUUAUUUCAAUGUUGCGAAUUGGCAACGGGGUCUUGCAUAUAUGGCUACUCGAGGCGCCGCCUGGGGCAACUUAAUGUCCAUGGCGCUCCGCAACGAACUCCGCGAGCCAACUGACAACGCCUCUCUUGACUCUUCCUAUAACUGGGCCAAUUGGUACACCAACGUUGUAGCCGGCAUGAACAGCAUCCACACCGCCAACCCAAAUGUCCUCAUCUUCCUCUCCGGUCUCAACUUCGACACCGAUCUCUCCCCCAUCGCAAACGCUGCUCUCCUCACCCCAUCCAGCACUCAAAAGUUUCUCAAAUCGUCUUUCUCGUAUGCCAAUAAAUUAGUCUUGGAGCUCCACAAUUAUGCAAGCAGUACUUCCAACUGUGCGAGUUUGAAAAGUAGUUUGCAGAGUCACGGAUAUAAUGCGCUGAAUAGUGGGGUGGUGAAUCAAAUGCCGGUGGUGAUGACGGAGUGGGGACAUUCGCAGACGAAGGCGGAUUAUGCGUCGGUUUAUUCGACUUGUUUGAAGUCGUAUUUGAGUGCGGUUAAAGGGGGUUGGAUGGUUUGGGUUUUGAGUGGGAGUUAUUAUGUUAGGGAGGGGGUGCAGGAUUCGGAUGAGAACUGGGGAUUACUUACGCAUGAUUGGUCGACCUGGAGAGAUCCAACGGAUGUGGCGAAUGUUCUGGUACCGAUGAUUAGUGGCACCAAGAUUUAUUCGCCAUAG